This is a messenger RNA of Solea senegalensis (Senegalese sole), 3043 nucleotides long. RefSeq names its product angiopoietin 1 (gene angpt1). The transcript has 9 exons. Gene Ontology annotation, biological process: Tie signaling pathway; angiogenesis. Bases 535 to 2157 code for a protein of 540 amino acids. NCBI's taxonomy places the organism in Eukaryota, Metazoa, Chordata, Actinopteri, Pleuronectiformes, Soleidae. Gene Ontology annotation, molecular function: receptor tyrosine kinase binding. The record is from RefSeq and is a predicted model, not a curated record.
AAGGGGCAGGCACAGUGUGCUGAAGCUUGGAGCUGUUCCUCACAGUAAGCGUCUCUCUCUCUUUCUCUCUCACUCUUCCCCCAGUCGUCCAGCCAGACAGCAAAGGAGAAAGGGAAGGCAGAGACACCAGGGGAGGUCUGACGACACCAUCCCACCUCACCUACACUAAAGCCACAGACUGAUAAAAGCAUGCACGCAGCCUGCUCUCAUCUGACUUUGAUCCAGAGGAACAUCAAGGUUUUAUAACGAGACUGAGUCACUGAAAGUAACGUGUGCACGCUUCACUGCCAGGACGAGAUCUUAAAGGAGCUUUGGGGGACUUGGCAUGUCUAAGUGUCCGUGUUAAGAGUCUGCUGUGGCUUUCAAUACUGGCGGUCCAAUGUGAGGAUGGAUGACACAUGUUCCAGGCCAACGGUGUUCUUCACCGUUUUCUGAUCCCACUUUAAAAAGGAAACUUUCAGCCAAGAAGAAGAAGGAGAAGAAGACGACACAUCUGAAGAAACAAAAACUCAAUUGUAACUUUUAAAUUAAAAGAUGCUGUGGUACAACUUUGGCCACCACUUGCUCUCGCUGGCGGCCCUUCUGGUAAUUGCGAGCUGCGGAGGAGGGGAGCCAAGAAGAGGGACGGAAAGCAGCACCAGUGGCACAGGUGGCAGCAGCAGCAGCAGCAGCAGCAGUGGAUCAAAUGGCAGCAGCAGCAGCAGCAGUAGUAGUAGUAAUUACAGCAACAGACGUUUCCACAGGAUCCAGCAUGGCCAGUGCACCUAUACCUUCAUCCUGCCUGAGGAAGAGGGAGCUGGCGGAGGCUCGUGCAAGGAGGCAAAAGCCGGUAGCCCGCAGUACAACGCCAACUCCCUGCAGAGGGACGCUCCACCACCUGAGCCAGAGUUUCCCACCCAGAAGAUCCAGCAGCUCGAGAACAUUAUGGAGAACUAUACCCAGUGGUUGCACAAGAUUGAAAACUACAUCAAAGAGAGCAUGAAGACAGAGAUGGCUCAACUGCAGCAGAGUGCGGUCCACAACCACACUGCGGCCAUGUUGGAAAUGGGCACUAACCUCCUCUCUCAGACGGCAGAACAGACGCGCAAGUUAACCGACGUUGAGACACAGGUCCUGAAUCAGACGUCGAGGCUUGAAAUCCAGAUGCUCGAAAAUUCUCUUUCCACUAACAAGUUGGAGAAACAGUUAAUGGUUCAGACCAAUGAGAUCAGCAAACUGCAUGACAAGAACAGCCUCAUGGAGCAGAAGAUGCUUGAGAUGGAGAUGCGACACCAUGAGGAGCUGGAGACGCUGAAGACGGAGAAGGGGAGUCUCCAGACCUUGGUAGGGAGGCAGAGUGGGGUUAUCAGGGAGCUCGAGACCCAGCUGAGCCGAGCCACGGGAAACAGCACGGCCCUGCAGCGACAGCAGCAGGAGAUGAUGGACACCGUCCACAACCUGCUCAACCUCUGCUCCAAAGAUGGAGUUGUUCCUAACAGUACGAAAGUGGAAGAAGAGGAGAAGAAGUUCCGUGACUGUGCUGACCUCUUCCAGGCCGGCUUCCAUAAGAACGCCAUCUACAACAUCCAGCUCAACUCCCAGGAGACCAAAAAGGUGUAUUGCAACAUGGAAACAGCAGGUGGCGGAUGGACGGUCAUCCAGCGCAGAAAUGACGGCAGCGUGGACUUCCAGAGAACGUGGAAGGAGUACAAGACGGGUUUUGGGAGCUUGUCUGCAGAGCACUGGCUGGGGAAUGAAUAUGUUUAUCAGUUGACCAGCCAGAGGCAGUAUGCCCUCCGUGUUGAACUGACAGACUGGGAUGGACACCAGGCCUUCUCUCUUUAUGACCGCUUCCAAAUUGGCAGUGAGAAACAAAACUACAGGCUGUUCCUGAAAAGCCACAGUGGGACUGCAGGGAGACAGAGCAGUCUGGUGAUCCACGGAGCAGACUUCAGCACCAAGGACAUGGACAACGACAACUGCCUGUGCAAGUGUGCGCUCAUGCUCACUGGAGGUUGGUGGUUCGACGCCUGCGGUCCGUCCAACCUUAACGGCAUGUACUUCACCCAAGGGCAGCACAUAGGGAAGUUGAAUGGUAUCAAGUGGCACUACUUCAAGGGCCCCAGCUACUCGCUACGAGCCACGGCCAUGAUGAUCCGCCCACUGGACUUCUCAUAGUCCUCUGAACUUCUACCUUCCGUGUAGAAUCCUAUGAAGGGACACUUCCCAUUUUAUCCUCUCGUCUCAUCUCAUUUUGCUGGCCAUGGGAGUCGUCCAAUAAAUCAUUUACUCCACGUGGUCCUUCGUCCCCGAGCAGCUGCUACUGCUGUGCUUACUGUUGCUUCAUAACCUUUCCCCUCUUUGAACUGUCAUGAGGAGGAAGACGGCUGCGAGAGACACUUUUGAUUUCUGUUGGGUUUUCCCUCACCUGGAAUCUGCGCACAUUACGAGCACGGCGUGAGGUCAGCUUGAAGGGUGACGUCAAGCUGCAGACCCUGCAUUUAUUCCUGGGGGCCCCUAAUACAAAAGGACUUGACUCUCCUGUGGAUGUGAAGCAGCUGUCACAGAGCGGCAGUGGCUCUUAAACUGCAGCACAGAGCGUUAUUAAGGACACAAAUGAGAAACGGGGCUUGUUUUUGUAAAGUAUUGCGCACAGAAUUAUGUGACUGUGUUAUAUUUUAGUACUAUUGUGAUGUAUACACUACCCAACGUGAGAUAAAAUUGUCUUUUGUAAUGUACAGAGUUGCUGACUUUGUUAAGGUGACCUUGUAAUCCACGUGACGACGUGUUGGUUGUCGUUACUUGCAGCGCCGGCGGCAGUUCCACAUUUGCCGUCUUGACGUGUGGGUGUGAUUAUUUUUAGAGUUCAAAAUGUGAGGUUAUUAUUGGAUUAAAUUCUGGGCCCGGAUCAAUGUAGCUCCACGAUUGGCCGAGAAACGUCUCGCACCUGCCAAGAAUCGAGUCGUGCGAUCGCUUUACCUCUGCUGAAUAGGAAAAACAAGGACAUUCAUUUUAUUAGCGAUAUGUCACAAUUACAUCUGUGUGCUAUGGGGGGGGGGUGGAA